AUGGCUCUCACGCCCUAUGGCUCAAACGGCAGUACGGACCUCACAAUGGCUGUUCUUGGUUGUGGAACUAUGGGAGUUGCUAUUCUCAGUGGUAUCUUAAACUCACUGGCUGAGAUGCAAGGACCUAAGCCCCUCCAGUCCCUUCCCAGAUCAGGAGCCUCAACUCCUGGCGAUGAGGUGCCUGAACGACUACCCUCACGCUUCGUUGCCAGCGUUGCUACUGCUGCGGGCGCCAAGCGUGUCAAGGGCGCUCUUUGGGAGCAUUCCUCCAUUCUCAAGGUUGUCCAUAACGACAACAUUGGUGCCGUUCAGCAGGCUGAGGUUGUUCUGCUAACUUGCAAGCCAUGGAUGGUUAAAGAGAUCCUUAGCGAGCCUGGCAUUUCAAAAGCCCUGCACGGCAAACUUCUCAUCAGCGUUUGUGCUGGUAUCACAGUGGAGGACAUUGAAAUCGCUCUCCACGGUGCUGUCCCCUCCAAGGAUCCAGAGGAGGAUGGUCGAUGCCGCAUUGUCCGGGCCAUGUGCAACACAGCUGCCGUGAUCCGUGAGUCGAUGACCGUUAUCGCUUCUCCUAGUUCUCCCCUCGACCAUGCCACCGAGAGCCUCGUUACCUGGAUCUUCAGGCGCAUUGGUGAUGUUGUCUACCUUCCUACACGACAUAUGGAUGCCUCGACAGCUCUGUGUGCUUCAGGUCCCGCUUUCUUCGCUCUGGUGCUGGAAGCUGCCAUCGAUGGCGCUGUUGCUAUGGGCAUUCCCCGUGCCGAUGCUCAGCGCAUGGCUACUCAGUCUAUGAGGGGCACUGCUGGCCUUGUCCAAAGUGGCGAGCAUCCUGCUCUUCUCCGGGAGAAGGUUUGCACAUCCGGUGGCUGCACUAUCGGUGGCGUCUUGGUUCUUGAGGAGGGUAGAGUCCGUGGCUCCGUCUCGAGAGCUGUACGUGAGGCCGCUGUUGUGGCCGGUCAGAUUGGAAAGGGGGUUGACGGUGUAAAUGGCACCAGAUUUCCUGGUGCACGUUAUGAAUGA
Fusarium fujikuroi IMI 58289 is the source of this 1017-nucleotide messenger RNA. RefSeq names its product probable pyrroline-5-carboxylate reductase. Gene Ontology annotation, molecular function: pyrroline-5-carboxylate reductase activity. The coding region runs from base 1 to 1017 and encodes 338 amino acids. The record is from RefSeq and is a predicted model, not a curated record. The transcript is spliced from 2 exons. Gene Ontology annotation, biological process: L-proline biosynthetic process. NCBI's taxonomy places the organism in Eukaryota, Fungi, Ascomycota, Sordariomycetes, Hypocreales, Nectriaceae.